ACACCUGGGUGCCCAAUUCCCAGGAUUACCUGUGCAGCCACUGACCUCUGCAUCUGGACAGUUGUGUAGACAAAUGUCACCAAGAGAUGUGGCUGUUCUGCUCCUCAGUGUAAUAUCCAUCUUUUCCAAUUCUCCAUCCACAGGGGAUUUCCAGCCUGUUUGCACAGGAAUAACCCUGUUCCUGGAGCCUGUGGGUGGUGAGGAGAGCCCAGGGUGCAGGGAAGGUGAUGGCAGUGCAGGUGAGCUGGCUCAGGGUGCUCGGCUGGGCUGUCACCAGCUGAGAUGGAUGGUGUCUCCAGGGGUGCUGGAGGCUCAGAUCCACCCAGCUGCUGCUCAGGGACUGUGCUGAUGGAUCAGACAGCGAGCUGGAGCUGCAGGCUCCCAUGGAUGCUCCCAGGGGAUGCUCGGAGAUGUCUCAGGGGUCGGUCCCAGCUGCAGCGAGGUGACAGCGAUGAAGCACAGGUGGGUGACAGGAGGGACAGCAGGUACUCCCUGUCCUCCUCAGGGCCUGGCACAGCUUUCCUUCUGUCCCUGCCUCUGUGCCAGUGGCUGUGCUGCUUUCAGGGGACACAGCAGUGCCUGUCCCUGCUUCCAGCCCGGGCUGUGCCGUGCUGGGGGACACGGCAGCGACACGUGCGCUAUCGAGGCCACGCACAGCGCCGGGGCAGGAGGAUGGGAAUUCAUCAGCAGCUCCUUCCCGGCUGAGCAGCAGGCAGGUGAUGCUUCUCCUUCAUCCAGGGACAGGCAGGUGAUGCUUCUCCUUCAUCCAGGAACGGGGUUGCGUUAAAGAGAGACUGCAAUGCCAGCAUCCCAGCCACGGUCCAGGGCCAGAGACAGGAACAAUGUCCUCAACAGGGCUGAGUUCCUGUCCCUGAACCAGCCCUUGAAGGGGAACCAGGAGGGCAGGAGCUCCAGCAGGAAGCAGAGUGGCCAGGCCGGGCCGGCCGGUGGCCCGAGCGCCGGCCCCAAGGAGCGGAGGCAGUCGCAGCAGCUGCCCGAGGAGGAUUGCAUGCAGCUCAACCCCUCCUUCAAGGGAAUCGCCUUCAACUCGCUGCUGGCCAUCGAUAUCUGCAUGUCCAAGAGGCUGGGGGUGUGUGCCAACAGAGCCUCCUCCUGGGGAGGGGCGCGCUCCAUGAUCAACCUGCUGGGGAUAACGGGGCACGGCAUCCCCUGGAUCGCAGGCACGCUCAUCUGCCUGGUGAAGAGCAGCACGCUGGCGGGCCAGGAGGUCCUCAUGAACCUGCUGCUAGCCCUGCUCCUGGAUAUCAUGAUUGUGGCAGGUUUGCAGAAGCUGGCCAAGCGGAAGGGCCCGUACGACAUCAACCCCGGCCUCUUGGACUACCUGACCAUGGACACCUACGCCUUUCCCGCCGGCCACGCCAGCAGGGUGGCCAUGCUCUCCAAGUUCUUCCUCAACCACCUGGUGCUGGCCAUCCCCCUGCGCAUCCUGCUGGUGCUCUGGGCGCUCUGCGUGGGCUUCUCGCGCGUCAUGAUCGGACGGCACCACAUCACGGAUGUUCUCUCGGGCUUUGUUUUCGGCUACCUGCAGUUCAGGCUGGUGGAGUUGAUAUGGAUGUCAUCCAACACGUGUCAGAUGUUGAUAUCCAUCUGGUGAACGUGGAGGACUUGGAAACUAGAAGAUACUUUGAGAGUUCCGCCCCCGCUCCUCCCAGUAUUUUCUACGUGUUGUUUGUUGGAAGCAGUUGUAACUUCCAUGAGUAGUGGUGUUUUUUAAUGUCGCUUCCCCACCUUUAAAAAAAAAUAAUUCUUGUAAUGGAUUGGGUUUUAGCAAUCAAGGCCAUACCUGUGUUUUGGCCAUAUUCUCAAGCUGUGUUUGGACAGCAGCCUAAUUAAGCUUUACAGGUGAGAGAAAUGAGCUCCAUGUCUGCCUUCUUUAGGUGGUUCGCACUGGCACCUUGAUAUGUCCUCAGGAUGGGCAGUGCCUGAGAGCUUCCUGAGAGCACAUUCGGGAACUUUUUAGAGGAUAAAUUAUUUUGGCCACAGUGCUUUUUUUUUUUUUUUUUCUUUUUGUAAGCCCAGCAGUUGUGUCUUGUACAGAGUCAGGACACUGCUGGUGCUUUACAGAUAAUAAAUAAUCGUGAAAAUCC
Catharus ustulatus (Swainson's thrush) is the source of this 2108-nucleotide messenger RNA. RefSeq names its product phospholipid phosphatase 7 (inactive) (gene PLPP7). Gene Ontology annotation, cellular component: nuclear envelope. The record is from RefSeq and is a predicted model, not a curated record. The coding region runs from base 800 to 1615 and encodes 271 amino acids. Gene Ontology annotation, molecular function: sphingosine-1-phosphate phosphatase activity. Lineage: Eukaryota; Metazoa; Chordata; Aves; Passeriformes; Turdidae. The transcript is spliced from 3 exons.